UCUGGAACUUAGUAGGUGUUCAAAUUCUAUAAAGUUCCAAAUCCAAUGUUGUGAUAAAUUCUGCCUCUUUUUCUUUUAAUUAAAAAAUUAAAUUAUUUUUAUUGAAUUUUUGUUAUUUGGCUUUUCUCAUCCGCUGCUCCUCUUUCUCUUUAAAUAGAGAUCAUGCAGACUGACAUUUUAUUCAUCAUUUGUUUUUCGACAAAGAGAGUGUUAUAACUUAAAUUCGGUUAAAGAAAAUGGCUUCAAAGACUUUGAUUAUGCUGGGUGUCUUUGCAAUUCUUCUCGUUGUGUCAGAAAUGGCCGCAGCAUCUGCACAGAAGUCGGAGAGUGAGGAAACUGUGCAACCUGAUCGAUAUGGUGGUGGCCAUGGCGGAAAUGAAGGUUACAACGGACGAGGAGGAUAUAACAGAGGAGGACACAACGGAGGUGGAGGAUACAAGGGAGGUGGAGGAUAUAACGGGGGAGGAGGAUACAACGGCGGUGGAGGAUACAACGGAGGAAGAGGUGGAGGAUACAAGGGAGGAAGAGGAGGCCACGGGGGACACGGAGGAAGAGGAGGCCACGGUGGACACGGUCCAGAAGCUGUUCAGACUCAGCCUGGCAACUAAAUCUAUCAAUACUUUAACCACCAUGGAUGAUUUCAUCUAUGUAUACACACAGUCCUGUAUACAACUGUGACAUGUAUGUGUAUAUGACUAUAAGUAAAACCAUGGUGAGUUUGUAAAAGUUACUUAAGUCAAAUAAAAGAAAUUAGGUGAAUAAACUUUCGUAAUGUAAUGUAUCUA
Brassica rapa (field mustard) is the source of this 785-nucleotide messenger RNA. RefSeq names its product glycine-rich protein 3 short isoform. NCBI's taxonomy places the organism in Eukaryota, Viridiplantae, Streptophyta, Magnoliopsida, Brassicales, Brassicaceae. The record is from RefSeq and is a predicted model, not a curated record.